Molecule: messenger RNA, 493 nt
Organism: Haemonchus placei
Lineage: Eukaryota; Metazoa; Nematoda; Chromadorea; Rhabditida; Trichostrongylidae
Source: the annotation of a GenBank genome assembly
UCAAUAACGACGACGACAUAAGGUCUGCCACCAUAUCCGAAACGCUCUUGCUCGCGUAGUUUUGCAGCCAUCAUUUCCUGUUCUCUGAUCAUUCUCUGCUGUAACUCGAUCUCUUGUCGCAUUCUUGCUUCGGCUUCGUAUCGAGACCCGAAGACAUCACCAUAAUAUGGAUCUACACGUCCUCUUCCUCUUCCACCUCUUCCACCGAAUGACCGUGCCGCGCGUGAUGAGCCGCGCCCUGACCCUCGAGUGCCUCGUAUAGAGGAACCACGUGGUUUCUUAGCUGAGCCCGAAGCAGCCUUGUCGCCAGCAGGACGCUUUGCUGAAACAGCAGGACGCUUUGAAGACUUCUUUGAAUUUUCGUUUCUCUUCUUAUCCCAUCGCGUUAGAAGCGACCCAAAAUGUGCUUCAACUGGAACAAAGAAUAACUUCGCGGAUUUAUAUCAGUUAUAAUCACCAAUCAUACCUCCGCGAAGGAACACAUGGCAUUUAG